Messenger RNA from Labrus bergylta (ballan wrasse), 2047 nucleotides. RefSeq names its product Rho guanine nucleotide exchange factor (GEF) 3, like (gene arhgef3l). Gene Ontology annotation, molecular function: guanyl-nucleotide exchange factor activity. The record is from RefSeq and is a predicted model, not a curated record. Gene Ontology annotation, biological process: positive regulation of Rho protein signal transduction; intracellular signal transduction. NCBI's taxonomy places the organism in Eukaryota, Metazoa, Chordata, Actinopteri, Labriformes, Labridae.
AGUAUGUGCAACUCAAAAGGAUGUGGUCGAUUGUGAGAUGAGGAAGAAAGUGAGGAGGAAGGAGUGCACUGAACUUUGACAAACAACAAAACUUGUAUGUUACUGGAACAGAACUCAGUGUAAAGUUGGACCGUGUGGACCUCUCUUAUUUAGAAAAAUGUGUGAUGAUUCUGUGAAGAUGCACUGAAGACAAAGACGAGAUGGAAGUGGAGGACACUGGUGAAACAAGGACUUCCUGGUCCACAGCAGCAGAAGACAAACACAUCCUCUGUGACCAUGCUGGGAAGAAGAGAAAACAAGACCCAGCCCCUGCACCUGUGAUCAGAAUCACAGAGGAUGAAGAGGAGGAUGAGGACGGUGAAAUAAUGUCCGACCACAUGAAGGAUUCAGAGGAGCCCAGUAAUAAGAGGGUCAAACCAGUGGUCAAGUCAAAUAGCCUAACAGGGCUCAUAACCCCAACGAAGACCCCCGCUCUGAAACGCAUUGGACAGUCCAUUUCGCGCUCCAUCAGUUUUCGCACAGAGGCUCGACCUUUGCCACCAGCCCCCCUGCGUGCUCGCACGAAGGCCUCGUCGUUUCCACGCCGACGAAACAGCCAAUGCUGGAGCGACACCGUGGAGAGUCAUGACCUGACUGCAAAGGAGAUCAAACGGCAAGAGGUGAUUUAUGAGCUCACUCAGGGAGAAAGGCAACUCAUCGAUGACCUCAGUCUGGUCAAGAAGGUGUACUAUGAGCCCAUGCUGAAGUUGGACAUUAUGACAGAAAGCGAACUUGGACAAAUCUUUGGUACACUCGACUCUCUUAUCCCUUUGCAUCAAGAUCUCCUGAGUCGUCUGGAGCGGCUGAGGGGAUCAGAGAAGACAGUCGGAGAGGUUGGGCCUACUCUGAUGAACUGGUUUCCUUGUCUGGAGGCCUAUGUAACAUACUGCUGUAACCAGGUGGGGGCUAAAGCUCUGCUGGACCAAAAGAAGCAAGAGAAAAGAGUGGAGCACUUCCUGCGGCUGUGUCAGGAGUCCUCAUUCAGCAGGAAACUGGACUUGUGGAACUUCUUAGAUCUCCCCCGAAGUCGUUUAGUGAAAUACCCGCUGUUGUUAAAAGAGAUCCAGAAGUGCACACCUCCAGAUCACCCGGACGAGGACACAUUACCUGAUGCUUUGGAGUUAAUCCAGAGCAUUGUGGGGGAGGUGAACAAGAAGACGGGAGAGGCCGAGUGUCAGUUCUACAGGCGAGGUCUCAGCUACCUGGAUGAGAGUCAGAGACUACCAGAGAUCCAGCUGUCCCGCUUCCUGUACUGCCACGGAGAGCUGAAGAACAACAAGGGCCAGCGGCUGCAUGUCUUCCUGUUUGAGUUGGCGUUGGUGCUUUCCAGACCGGGGGAGGACAAGGACGGAGGUCAGGUGUUCAAUGUGUACAGACAACCUCUGCCCAAUGCCCUGAUCAACCUGGAGGAGAUCCCAGACGGGGAGGCUGCUGGAGGGGGCACCUUCAGGGGGGCAUUCACUGGAAAUGAUAAAGUGAGGAACUGUUUCCGUGUGAGCAGCAGAGGGCGCUCCAAAGUAAACCCUUACAGCCUGCAGGCCAACGACUCCUUCAGCAAGCAGCAGUGGAUCACCUGUCUGCGCCAGGCCAUCGUCCAGUCCAGAGACCGGACAGCUCAGACCAGCCAGUCGCAGCUCUCCCUCCACACCGAUCCCGCCCUGUACCACAUAGCCGAGCUCAGCCUCAGCUCGGACACGGACAUGGAGGACCACACCGGCCGCUGACUUUUAUUUUAAAGACUGAACACAAGUGGGCCUUUGGGAUGUCUAUAGAACUGUACAUUGGUAUUUGUUGUACAUAAAAUGUGAAGGCCCAUUGCGGUUAGACAUCUGCAUUGAAUUUCCAACUUGGAUGGUUUUAAUUUCCCACAUUUUUGAUCGAUUGCAUGAUUGGGAUGUAGUGUUUUAACAGUAUUAUUGAAUGUGGAUUCCCUUUGUGAAGUUUUUUUUUUUUUUUCAAUUAUUGCUGUUAAUGUUGUUGUUUUUUUUUAAAUAAACUGACACUGAAA